GUACUGUGAUUGUAGUUUAAUCUGAUCAGUCGCGGAGCCACGAGUACGCCGCUCGGCUUGUGCCCGCGCGCUGAAGUAUUUGUAGCCACAUGCUCGCCCUCCGGCUCGCAGAAGUCAGUCAGCGGUUGACUCAGCGGUGGCAGGCACUGAGGCAGGGGAUCCAGGAUUUCCACUUGUCAGAUACUCCAGCGCACCGACACCAAGUGCAUCCCCUGUGCUAAAAUGUCCAAGUUGGAACAGGUCCUCGUCCUCGACCCGCCCUCCGACCUCAAAUUUAAAGGUCCUUUCACAGAUGUAGUAACCACUAACCUCAAACUGAAGAACCCUUCUGACAGAAGAGUGUGCUUCAAGGUGAAGACAACAGCUCCACGGAGGUACUGUGUACGGCCAAACAGUGGGGUCAUUGAUCCUGGAGCAACUGUCAACAUCUCUGUUAUGCUACAACCUUUUGAAUAUGAUCCCAACGAGAAGAGUAAACACAAGUUCAUGGUGCAGACCAUUUUUGCCCCUCCAAACGUCUCAGACAUGGAUUCAUUGUGGAAAGAAUCUAAACCUGAUGAUCUCAUGGAUUCCAAGCUGAGAUGCGUCUUCGAGCUGCCUUCUGAAAAUGAUAAACUGGUGAACGCGGUGGAUUCAGUCCCGGUGAAGGCCGAGCCCACAGUGGAGGAUUCAGAGCUGAAGAAAAUGCAGGAGAAAUGCAGGAGGCUUCAAGCUGAGAUCAGCAAACUGAACGAGGAGAACCGACAAGUAAAGGACGACUGCGUUAGAAUGCGAAAAAUGCCCCCCCCAGACCACAUGACAUCAAACUCAACCGCCUUCUUGCCCUCCCUCCUCGUCGUCAUAGCAGCAAUUUUCAUCGGUUUUUUCUUAGGGAAGUUCAUCUUGUAGACCGGGACAUGCAUGUCGGGCGUACCCCCCUCUCUGCAGUUCAAGAUCACAAUGAAAAAAAGAAGAGCUGGAAACGCGAGAAGUCUUUCUGUUGACUUUGCCAUAUCAUUGGUAGUGUGGCCUCCAGUGAACACAUCUGUACAGCAUCAUUCGAAGGCUCCGCCUUUUUACAAUCACACACGGUUAGUGCGCACAGAGUAAAGACGGGUGACAGAAAUCAACCCCCUUCCUUUUUUUGUUUUUUUUCCUCCAGUUUUUGAUUGUAAUUUUGGGACAAACAGACGUACACUCGGGGAGGACUUGAAACGGUGAUGGAGAAGCAGUCUAAGAUCAGGGUUUCCUUUCUUCCUUUUUUCUUUCUGCUGUUUCUAGAGGAAUUGAAUGGAACUGUAGUCGUCUUUUAAAUGUUAUUUUAAAGGCUUUUAAACCGAGAAGGACAGCACUUCCAUUUCAGAAGCCCUUGCUCCCUGUUGCUGGAUCGCCUCUGAAGUCACUUUGUUUGUACUUUCUACUUCUUGUGUUGGAAUGUUCAGGUCCAGCUGAGGAUUUAGGUGCCUCCUUCUUGUAUAUUUGUCCUGUGCUUUUCCUCACACAGAUGCAGGCUUGUUAUUAUUAUUAUUAUUAUUAUUAAUAUUAUUAUUAUUACAAGACUUAUAUUCCUUUUGAGGCAAAUAUUGACUGAAAUGUUUCCAUUAAGGUGAAAUCCUGUCCCAUGGUAUUAAUCAUUAAUCAAAUAAAGGUGAACAUUGUGGUUUUCA
Oryzias melastigma (Indian medaka) is the source of this 1646-nucleotide messenger RNA. RefSeq names its product VAMP (vesicle-associated membrane protein)-associated protein A, like (gene vapal). Gene Ontology annotation, biological process: neuron projection development. Bases 223 to 888 code for a protein of 221 amino acids. Lineage: Eukaryota; Metazoa; Chordata; Actinopteri; Beloniformes; Adrianichthyidae. The transcript is spliced from 6 exons. The record is from RefSeq and is a predicted model, not a curated record. Gene Ontology annotation, cellular component: endoplasmic reticulum membrane; plasma membrane. Gene Ontology annotation, molecular function: FFAT motif binding.